Cornus florida is the source of this 4061-nucleotide messenger RNA. RefSeq lists its product as uncharacterized. The record is from RefSeq and is a predicted model, not a curated record. Gene Ontology annotation, molecular function: protein binding. The transcript has 11 exons. NCBI's taxonomy places the organism in Eukaryota, Viridiplantae, Streptophyta, Magnoliopsida, Cornales, Cornaceae. Bases 322 to 3936 code for a protein of 1204 amino acids.
UGCAGAGCCUAUCUCAAUAGUGCGUUAAUUUAGUAAUCUUUCCUUAAUUAUACAUCCAUCACAACGCAUCUGUUUAUAUUGCGGAAUCUUUCCCAAACCCAUAUUUUUCUUCCUUUGUUACUUGCUAAUUGGUUUCACAAAUGAUCAAUCAUCAAUGGGACCGGUUUCAUGUAACUGAAUAAUGUGAGAUAUACUCCAUCUCUAUAUUUACAUGUAUAGCAGUUUAGAGAGGGAGAAACUCUACAUUCAAGCUCUAGUACACCUAAGAGUUCCGCCUCUUAAACUUUCACAUACUCCCCGUCUUUGCCUUCCAAUAUUAAUAUGGCAUCUUCCUCAGACUCUGAAAUAUUGUCUUCUGUAAAGAAGUACCCAUAUCCAGAAGAGGUUAACGUGAGGCGUUUUGUUAAAGUCAUUCUCUCUAAACAAAACUACUUUGUGUGGAGAAAGAAGAUGCUUCUUUUUUUUAAGCGGCAAGGUUUGGUUGGUUUCAUCAAUGGUGAAGUUGUGGCACCACCGGAAAAGAUCACAAUACCAAAUGACGAUGAUGUUAACUCUCCCAAGGGCACAAAGGAGAUCGAGGACCAGGAUUACGAGGACUGGAAAAGAUCGGAUGAAUUGUUACAAAGAUGGAUAAGAGCGACGAUUAGUGAAGAAGUUCUUCCGCAUGUGGUGUGCUUGAAAACUGCUCAAGAUAUGUGGUCAAAGUUAAUUACCCUGCAUGAAACAAAAAUAGAGUACCCACACCCAGCAGAGAUCAACGUGAGGGAUUUUGUUCAAAUCAAGCUCUCUAAAUUAGAUAACUAUUUUAGGUGGAAGUCAUUGAUGCUUGGUCUUAUUGAGAAUCAAGGCAUGUUUGGUUUCAUAAGCGGUGAGGUUUCAGCACCACCUGAAACGAUCAGAGUACCAGUUGAUGAUGAUGACGAUAGCUUCUACUUUCGCACGAAGGAGAUAGAGAACCAGGAUUAUCAGGACUGGAAAAGAUCCGACGAGCUCUUGCAAAGAUGGAUAAAGCAAACCAUCAAUGAAGAUGUUCUUCCAAGUGUUGAGUGCUGGAAAACUGCUAAAGAUAUUUGGUCACAGUUGGUUAUCCUGGGUGAGAGAAAAAUGGAGUACCCAAUAGAUAUCAAUGUCACGGACAUUGUUCCCAUCAAGCUCUCUAGUAGUACCGAUAACUACUCCAGUUGGAAAACACUGAUGCUUCAUUUUAUUGAGAGUCAGGGCAUGCUUGGUUUCAUCAAUGGAGAGGCUUCAAAACAAACACUUUCUGAUGACAACAGCAGCAGCAAUGAUGAAUGGAGAAAAUCAGACGAGAAGUUGCAAAGAUGGAUCAAGGAAACGAUCAAUGUAGACAUCCGGCGAGACUUGGUACUGCUUGAAACAUCAAAAGAUAUAUGGGAAAGGUUAAUUAUCAUGCAUGAAACUAAUAUGGUGUACCCAUACCCAAUAGAGGUGAACGCGUGUGACUUUGUUCCCUUCAAGCUUUCCUAUGGCAACUAUCGUGAGUGGAGAUGUCUGAUGGUUCGUCUUAUUGCGAAUCAAGGAUUGAUUGGUUUCAUUUUUCCACAACAUCAUCAUAUCCCAAGAAUAGAUUCCUUGGCGUGGAAAAGAACAGAUGCGUUGUUGCAAAGUUGGAUAAUAAGGACAAUCAAUGAAAGCUUCCUUCCAAGUGUUUUGGAUUUGCAAUCUGCCAGUGAUAUGUGGACAAAGUUAGACAAAUUGUCCAAUUCUAAAACUCUAAUUGAAUACCCAUACCCAGUAGAGGUUAACGUGGGGGACUAUGUUCCCGUCAAGCUCUCUAGAGAAAACUACUCUUUGUGGGCAAAAUUGAUGCGACGUCUUAUUAAGACACAAGGCCUGAAAGGUUUCAUAACUGGCACAGUUCCUAGACCAGACGAAACAUGGAAGAACGAUAAUAGGCGAGAGGCAUGGAAAAGAACGGACGGCCUACUGCAAAGCUGGAUAAUGGGGACGAUGGAUCAAAAAGAUCUUGUUGCAUGUGUGGUGAACUCGGAAACUGCCCAUGAUAUGUGGAAUAAAUUACAAAAAGUCUUUACUCAAAAGAGUUCCUACAAAAGAAGUGAAACGAUGAAAAACAAAGCCGCCCAAGAUAAAGAUUUAGGCUUUUACCGGCCGCUGCAUAGAGCUACACUGAGAAGUGAAUGGGACAAAGCCAAAGAAUUCUUGGAACAAGAACAAGAUGCAGUCCAUGCGGACAUCACGGGACAGGGGGAAACAAUACUGAUGGUAGCAAUUAGGUCUCAGAAGAGAAACCAUUUUGUUAAGAAUCUAUUGGAUUUUAUGUCAUCAGAUGAGGAUUUGACUGUAACUAAUCACAAAUGCCAGACAAGUCUUCAUUUAGCAGUAUCAUCCGACAACCUUGAGGCAGCAAAGUUGUUAGUGGCCAAGGACCAAAGUCUGCCCAAUGUUAAAGACGAUUACGGGAAUCUACCUCUCCAGCUAGCUGCUUACCUUGGCCACAGAAAUAUGGUCCUUUACUUAAUGGACGUCACCGGAGAUGUCAUUAAUCAUAGGCCAUUUGAGGAUGACGAAGAUGGGGGUGAUGUUGUUAUUGGUUUGAUAUUACAUGGUCUAUACGACAUUGCUCUACUGUUGGUUAAGCGCUAUGGUGCAUUUGCAAGGGAGGAACUGCAGCUCUCUCUAUUGCAAGCAAUUUCUAUGGAAAAUUCUGCAUUUCGAAGUGGAAAAAAAUUCAACUUUGGCCAAAGCUUGAUCUACUUUUAUGUUCCGGCAAAGUUGGAAGAGCCUACAUGGCACUGGAGCGGUGGAGACAUUGAGAAUCCUAUAAAUUGCUGCAUUUAUGAUACAAUGAAGCAAAAGUUGCUCUGCUUAUUUUGGAAAGUGGCUGAAAUGCUAGUGCCAUGGAUCAAGCGAGUUCGAGAGAUAAAAUGGAAAAAUGAGCACGCACUUCAGCUUGUCAAACAACUGUGCAUGGAAUAUGAAAAAUUUGAUUUCUCAGAAGUCGGAGAUAUAAUCAGAGCAUCACUAAUAGCCGCAACAACUUUGGGGAUUCCGGAAGUUGUUAAAGAGAUUAUUUCAGUAUUUCCUGAAACAAUAUAUACCACAAACGAGGAGGAACAAAAUUUAUUUUAUAUUGCAAUUUUGAACCGUCAGAGAAACGUAUUUAAACUCAUUUAUCAACUUUCUGACAAGUCUAUUAUCCAUUCUCUUUUAACAUGGCCUGAUUCAUCGCUCAACACUAGCUUGGAUCUAGUUGCAUGUUUAAAAAGUGAGCAAAGUAGCAAACUCAAAAUUGAUGCAGCUGGUGCAGCUCUACAAAUGCAACUUGAACUACAAUGGUUUAAGGAAGUAGAAAAAAUUUCAAUUUUUUAUGGGAGCAAGUGGGAAAUUGGAAGAAAGACACCUGCCAUGAUAUUUUCUGAGACACAUAGAGACUUGAUGAAAGAAGGAGAGAAAUGGUUAAAAGACACGGCUAACUCAUGCACAAUUGUCGCAGCUCUAGUUGUUACAAUAGUAUUUGCCGCUGUCAUUACAGUACCAGGUGGAAGUGAUAACAUUAACGGCCUUCCAAUUUUUUCCAAAGAUAAAGCAUUUAUAAUCUUUAUCAUAUCCGAUGCGCUAGCUCUUUUUUCAUCUGCUUCCUCUUUGUUAAUGUUCUUGUCAAUUCUCACUUCGCGUUAUGCAGAGAUUGAUUUUCUAUCCACUCUACCCAAAAGAUUAAUUUUUGGUCUCAUAACUCUAUUUGUCUCUAUAGUAUCUAUGAUGAUAGCUUUUGGAGCCACCCUCUACCUUAUUUUUGGACAAAAGAAAUCGUGGAUUCUUACUCCUAUAAGUGUUUUUUCUACUGCACCCGUGAUCUUGUUUGCAUCCUGGCAAUUUCCUCUGCUUUGGGAUAUGAUCAAAUCUACCUAUGGUGAUGGCAUUUUCGGCAAACACAGUGAUGCUUUGCUCUUCUAGAUCAAGUAGACAGAGGAUGUAGUUUAUUUUUCUCUCUCUAUUAGUAUGUAUAAUAAAGUCCUGUUUGUUGUGACAAUUGUUGCUAUGGUAAGAAUUUAAGAGUAUUUGAUUUGACCUUUCCUCUA